AUGAUAUCUACCGACCAUCAAGCAGUUGAGCUUGCGCCCCUGCGUGGGCUUGAUGCGGAAGAUGCUGAGGACAGUUUUCACGCAGAUAGAGUGGUGGAUUUGGAGGACGGGCGACGGAACGACUACGCACACAGCCGGGGCAGAGCAACGUUCUGGACUCUAUGCUCCGCGGUUGCGAUAUAUACAACGAAACGACUGAUGAUUAGCCAUGGCUUCCAUUACCCCCUUGCUAUUGCUUUCCGAUCCUUUGCAGCUUUGGCCGUCGUAUAUAUAGUCGCUCUUCGGGUAGGGUCUGGUUCACGAUAUGGACUACUCAGAUCAGGGGGGAAGGACUUUCUCCCGAACAAACGUUGGGCAGGCAUGAUACCCGCGGCAUUUGCGGCCGCGGCAUCAGUGCCCAUGUUACUAGAAGGGGUACUCCAUAUGCCGAGCCUCCCAGUGAUAGUCAUGGCUUCUCCCGUGGUCUAUGCUGCAGAAUCGCUUGUCUUAUCUAUCUGCUGCUCACCAUCGCGGACUCAGAAACGGCUCCCAUGGGAGGCAAUAGUGGUUGUCAUUGCAUCUUGUGUGGUGCUGUACAACGAGUAUCGUCUCAUGGUGCCGGGCCUUAUCUGGGGGCUUCUUGGUAUUCUAUUCAUUGGGCUUUCCCGAGCCUGCUUCACUAUAGGCUCUGACAGAGCUGGAUUCGAUCAUUCUGGAGAGGCAAAGCUCAAAGCCUACCAUGGCUUCGUCACCAUGACUGUCACAUUUGGCAUGGUUUUCAGUGGAGUUGCCGGGCAUUUCCUCGAGCAUAUUGACUCGAUUUACCCUAUGGACUAUUACACGAUUGCACUAAUGUUCUUGAACAUGCUUUCAAUCAUUGGUACUGGCUUUUCUGGAACGGGCCUCUUGGCUUAUUCGCCCAUCUCGUUCGACAAUCAGCGACACUUCUCCAAUGUCCCCUUACGAGGUGUGGAGUUUGCCGCCGCAUUUCUUUCGAACACCAUUGUUUUACUAGUCGCUAUGUUCUCGGAUCCAGUUCCUGUUGUCUCGUGGGCCCAGCUAGCUGCAUAUCUUAUUUCGUCUUCCUCCUUGCUUGGAGCGGACCAAGUUCAAAGCUUGGUUGUGGGCUUCAUGGGUGGCGCCAAAAAUUCAAGCUCGAAAUCCGCCCCUACCGAAAAGCGAAAGUCAGGCAGGUUACUCCCCAGUCUAGCUCUCGUUGUUAUGAUAACUAUAUCGUCUUGGGCUGGGUCCUACCUUUCUUCGUUAUCCAUCAACUCCAUCGGGAAAAGCUUGCCCAGCGCACUCGAUCUUUCUUACAAGCCCAGUUCGCGUUUCGAUAUCGUUGUCAGUGUGUAUAAUGAGAAUCCAACACUCGUCAAAGAGACACUGGAUGCCAUCAAAUCCACCGCCAUGCUCAGCACAAUCAAGCCGAAUAUAAUCAUCUACUCUAAAGACCCGGAUGCCGAUGUUAAGGAGUUGAAAAAGGCUACUGGUGCCGAUGUUGUGGAAAAGCUUGAGAAUCUAGGUCGGGAAGGAGCCACUUACCUCCACCAUAUCGUUAAUAAAUGGGACAAGCUCGCUGAGCAAACCAUGUUCAUUCAAGCACAUGCACAUAAUAUGCGCGAGCUUAUCCCCAGAAUCAACGACUACCUUGUAACCGAGACCGGUAUGCUGAGUCUUGGAUUUACAGGUAUGGUCUGCGACUGCCAGACUUGUGGUGAUCGUUGGGGGUGGGAAGAUAAAUACAAUACCGUCCCACAGCUAUUCGAACAAAUCUACAGGGAACCCUGCAAUCCUCGGACGCCUAUACUCCUCUCGUACAAGGGACAAUUCGUUGCCAGCGGGAAAAGGAUCAGAGGUAUCAGCAAGAAGAUAUAUGAGGGGCUCUUGACAACGAUUACGAGCAAGGAUGGUGAGAGCCAUAAUGAAACCAUUGUUGGGGAUAAUGUGGAUACCCCUGAUAAUCCAUAUUUUGGAUUUACAGUGGAGAGAAUUUGGGGCUUACUGAUGCAAUGUGCUACCGAUGGCGGUGUUGCUGCCAAGUGCCCAAGUCUUCUGAGUGGUAUGGGAAGGAAUGGCAAAGUUAGUGAUUGUCAGUGCUUGGAUCGAUGA
Messenger RNA from Venustampulla echinocandica, 2091 nucleotides. RefSeq lists its product as uncharacterized. The transcript has 5 exons. The record is from RefSeq and is a predicted model, not a curated record. Lineage: Eukaryota; Fungi; Ascomycota; Leotiomycetes; Helotiales; Pleuroascaceae. The coding region runs from base 1 to 2091 and encodes 696 amino acids.